UCCGCUCCCACACCCGCGCCCACUGUGUGCGUGUGUAUAUAAGGCGGGCAGGCGGCUAUCCCCUUCACCAAAUCAUCACAGGCUAGAGACUUGCAUCUGCAGAAGAUCGAUCAAUAGCUACCCAAACCAAUAGCUAGCUAGGCAUCUUACAACCCAGCAGCAAGCAAUGAAGCAAAAGAUUGUCAUCCAGUUGAGCAUGUCGUGCGACAAGAGCCGGUCCAAAGCACUGACGCUGGCCGCCAGAGCAGCUGGGGUGACAUCCAUGGGGAUAACCGGCGACGGGAGGGACCAGCUGGAGGUGGUCGGCGACGGCGUCGACCCGGUGUGCCUCGUCAGCUGCCUCCGCAAGAAGCUCGGCCACGCUCAAAUCAUCAAGGUGGAGGAAGUGAAGAAGCCGGAGGAGAAGAAGAAGGAGGACCCGAAGCCGCCGGCGCCCAUGCCCGUGCCCGUGCACCCGCCGCCGUACUUCUACCCGCCAAGCUCCUACUACCCCCAGCAGUACCCGCCGCACUUCUGCGACGAACAGCCCGGCAACUGCCGGACCAUGUAACUUUAAUUUUGUCAGCGACUACAAAUAGCUACAUACGCGUGUUUAUUAAUUCAUUGAAGGAAAUGAAAAAGAUGAGGGAAACUCUA
Aegilops tauschii subsp. strangulata is the source of this 636-nucleotide messenger RNA. RefSeq names its product heavy metal-associated isoprenylated plant protein 47. The record is from RefSeq and is a predicted model, not a curated record. NCBI's taxonomy places the organism in Eukaryota, Viridiplantae, Streptophyta, Magnoliopsida, Poales, Poaceae.